AUGGUCUCGCUGACGCGACUUCUACUAGCAUCCGCCUUGAUUACCCUCUCCACGAUCGUUCCCACUGUUCACGCCCUUAGUACCGGAUUCCCUUACGAAACGCAAAAAAUCCGCGGUGUCAAUCUGGGCGGAUGGCUCGUUCUUGAGCGAUGGCUCAAGCCUUCCCUAUUCGAGGCAACGGGAAAUCCGUCCCUUGUUGACGAAUGGUCCUUCUGCGAGAGCCAAGAUCGGGAGAAAGCUACACAGGCUCUCAAGCAUCACUGGGACACUUGGAUUACCGAGGCUGACUUUAGGGAGAUGGCUGCUGUUGGACUCAACCACGUACGACUCCCCAUAGGAUAUUGGGCAUUCGAAACUGCCCCUGGAGAGCCGUACAUUAGCGGUCAACUGCCAUACCUCGAGAAAGCCGUGGAAUGGGCUGGGAAACAUAAUAUCAAAGUUAUCAUUGAUCUCCAUGGCGCCCCUGGAAGUCAGAAUGGGUUCGACAAUUCCGGCCAUAAACAGAACGCUCCCGAGUGGCAUACCUCUCAGUCCUAUAUUGACCGAACCAAUGCGAUCAUCCGGAGGAUUGCGAUAAUGUUCAGAAACAGGACGGGCGUGGUAACGGCUAUCGCUCCUCUGAACGAGCCUGCUGGGUUUUACAGUCAGGACGUCGUCGAAGUCUCAAAGCAGUAUUGGAAGACUAGUUACGAAAGCAUCCGCCAUUCUAAGAGCAAAGCCGUCACGAUCAUACACGACGCCUUCCAGCCUCUGGAAAAUUGGAAUGGAUUCAUGACUGGCCCGGGAUACGAAGGUUCAAUGCUGGACACUCAUAUUUACCAACUAUACUCGGUGGCGCAAAAUCGCUACUCUGAAGCCGAGCACAUCGUUGAAGCCUGUGAUACUCGGAACAGACUCCAGUCCAAAGAUCACCUGCCCGUUGUAGUGGGCGAAUGGUCGGUAGCUCCCAACGAUUGCGUGAAUCGCCAAUUGGGGUAUAGGUCGAUGUAUGAUGGCUCCUACCCUGGUUCUACCCGCGUCGGAUCAUGCGAAGGCCUAUCCGGCGACAGCAAGACUUUCAGCUCGAGCUACAAGGCGUUCCUCCGGAAAUAUUGGGAGGCGCAGACGAUGUCGUAUGAGAAGGGUCAAGGCUGGAUAAUGUGGACGUGGAAGACGGAGACGGCAGAUGAGUGGAGCUAUAAGGCCGGGUUGGCUGGUGGCUGGAUACCGAGGAACCCGACGGAUUAUAAGUAUCCCAGAAUUUGUGGGUGA
Laccaria bicolor S238N-H82 is the source of this 1251-nucleotide messenger RNA. Its product is annotated as cellulase, exo-1,3-Beta-glucanase. Gene Ontology annotation, molecular function: beta-glucosidase activity. The record is from RefSeq and is a predicted model, not a curated record. The transcript is spliced from 10 exons. Gene Ontology annotation, biological process: glucan catabolic process. NCBI's taxonomy places the organism in Eukaryota, Fungi, Basidiomycota, Agaricomycetes, Agaricales, Hydnangiaceae. Gene Ontology annotation, cellular component: extracellular region; cell surface. Bases 1 to 1251 code for a protein of 416 amino acids.